This is a messenger RNA of Vicia villosa (hairy vetch), 2479 nucleotides long. RefSeq lists its product as uncharacterized. NCBI's taxonomy places the organism in Eukaryota, Viridiplantae, Streptophyta, Magnoliopsida, Fabales, Fabaceae. Bases 94 to 2274 code for a protein of 726 amino acids. The transcript has 10 exons. The record is from RefSeq and is a predicted model, not a curated record.
AUUCAUCCAUCCCACGUAUCACCCUUUCGGUGUCUCAUAUAUAACUCACCGUGAGAGAUCAGAGAAGAAUACAGAAACUGCAAACACACGGUUAUGGCGACGAAGCUCAAGUAUCUAUCCUCCAUUGCUAAAGACGUCGUCACUAGAUGCGCACAGAAAUUGGACAUCACGGUAGAGAAAUUGGUGGAAGAUUUCGAGCGAGGACGGACUCUUGAUGCAGGAAACUAUUGCAAAAAUUUAGUUGAGUUUUGCAGUGGGAAGGUUCUGAGUGAUAUGUGCUGUAAAUUAGAGGAAGAAAUCAAUAAUGGUUCGUUUGGUAGGUUAUCCUUUGACAUUAUGCUUGCUUGGGAAAGGCCUUCCUACUAUGAUGACAACGAAUGCCUGGAAGUUGAAGCAAAGGAGAAAGAAGAAAAGAAGAAGCCUGUGAAAACUACACCAGAACAAGAUGAUAUCUCUCUUUUUUAUUCAGACAUCAUGCCCCUUCUUGUUACGAAUGAGCCGAGUGUUGGAGAGGAUGCAUUUGUAUGGUUGGGAUCAUUAGUUCCAUUAGCUGCGGAUGUAACAAAUGGAAGGUUUACUUUUGAAUCUUUAACCGCACCGACAGGCUUCCAACUACAUUUUCCAGCAUAUGACAUGUUCUUGAAAGAAAUGGCCAAGUGCAUAAGACAUUUGCAGAAACAGGCAAUGCCAACUGGUGUGGAACUAGCGGAAGACGAAUAUAUAUUACAUGUAGAAGGAACGGCCAGCUCUCAGAGAGUAAUUCGCCACAUUGGAUCGACAAGUUGGCCUGGUAGACUUACACUGACCAAUUAUUCUCUUUACUUUGAGACGUCGGGAGUAAUUAAGUACGAGGAUGCUCUCAAAAUAGACCUAUCUAAGGAUAUUGAGCAGAGUGUUGAACCAUCUGCCACAGGGCCAUGGGGAGCCCAACUUUUUGACAAGGGCAUAGUGAUCGAAUCAUCUGAAUUAUCAGAGGGAGUUGUGCUGGAGUUUCCAGAGCUUACAAGUUCUACAAGACGCGACCACUGGCUUGCAUUAAUAAGGGAGAUAAUGUUUCUCCAUCAGUUUUUAUCGAAGUACCAGAUAAAAUGUCGAAUACAAACAUGGGAGAUGCAUGCAAGGACAAUAUUAGGAAUCAUAAGGCUUCAUGCAGCAAGAGAAAUGCUAAGAAUAUCACCUCCUGUCCCAACAAAAUUCUUAAUAUUUUCCUUAUAUAAUGAAAUACCAAAGGGUGAUUAUGUGCUAGAAGAGCUUCCUGAUGUCCUUAGAAAAGUUAAGACUGGACAGCCAUGUAGCGCAAAUUCUCUACUUAGGAGUAUGAACAUUGCUGGCCCAGUAGUCUCCGAUUCGAUUGUAGAAGAGGUGAGUCAGGCAGACAAAAGUGUGGAUGCUUUAGACGAUAGUCCCCCGUUGGAGUCUGCUAGUACACAAUCUAGGGAGGAGGAAAAGAAAGUUCUCGCUGCAAAAGCUACUACUAAAGAAUUAAAGGAAGAAGGAGUUGCGAAAGGUACCACUAAAGAAUUAAAGGAAAGAUCCACUGACAAUCUUCUGGUUCUAACUCCCUCGCUGGAGUGUGCUAUUAAACAAUCUAGGGAGGAAGAAAAGAAAGUUCUUGUUGCGAAAGCUACCACUGAAGAAUUAAAGGAGGAAGGAGUCACAGACAGUGUUCUGGUUCUAACGGAACUACUAAAGCCACUUAAAAAUGUGGUCCCUUGGUUACAAGAAAUAUUCACAUGGGAAAGACCAGUAAACACUCUUGCCGUUCUUGCUGCAUCGCUAAUAAUCACCUAUAUGGAAUGGGUUGGAAAGGGAGCUGCAGCAUUCUUGGUAUGGGUGAUAGUAAAGAUGCUUGAGGCAAGAGAGAAAAAGCUUAAUGAGCAAUGCAAUGAGAUCGUAAUCAAUAGAUCUAACAUGGCUUCUGAUCAAUCUACAAUGGAUAGCAUUGUCUCAGCCCAACAUGGAUUAUACACAGUUCAUGAGAUGAUGCAGAUAGCAAACAUAGCAAUGUUAAAGAUAUGGUCUAUAUUUAUUUCAAAAGCUGACAAGCAUGCAAGAACAGUGAUGGUGGCACUGGGUGGAUUAGCAUUCUUAUUAGCAGUGAUACCAUUCAAAUUCUUCCUAAUGGGUCUCAUUGUGCAAAGUUUCACCAUGGCAUUUAAGACAAGCAACUCUUCAGGAACUGGGAAUAGAAGGUUGAAGGAAUGGUGGGACUCAAUACCAAUAGUCCCUAUCCGUGUAGUAGACAAUGAUGAUAAGUCUCCACAUGUUAAAUAGUUCUUCUUUCAUUAUAUUGUCUAGAAUGAGUUCAUUUUGUGUAGCUCUUCUGCUCCCAAGAAAAAAAACGUUGUUUGUGUAUAAAGGGAAGUGAUAUUGUAGUACAUGAUAACAGAAGACUUUAAAGAUGGAUGUGUAAAAGUCAUCGGCUGUUUCAAUAAGAAAUUUCUUGGAUGUAUAAGAAACUUUGUUUUGGCCAGCAAAA